Molecule: messenger RNA, 1224 nt
Organism: Lachancea mirantina
Lineage: Eukaryota; Fungi; Ascomycota; Saccharomycetes; Saccharomycetales; Saccharomycetaceae
Source: the annotation of a GenBank genome assembly
AUGACAGUUAGUGCGCCCGAAAUGCAAAGUCCAACUUACAUUGACCGGGAGCUUUCACAAUCGUUGAACUCAACAGACUCCUUCGAGGGCCCCGAAAAACUUUUGGAGAUUUGGUUUUACCCCGACGUGGAGUCGAUUCCAAACAGCGGUAAAACGCUGCGUUCGAUCCCGUUCGAGAAUUGGGUCGAGAUUUUGCAACUGGUCAAGUGCCAGGUGUUGUCGAUGAAUCGAUCCGAAAAACUCGACGCUUAUUUGCUCAGCGAGUCGUCGCUUUUCGUUUUUGACCACAAACUGACGCUUAAGACGUGCGGCACAACGACGACGCUUUUCUGUCUCGAAGCUUUGUUCGCUCUCGUCAAGCAGGUCCUGGGCUGGAGCUUCGAAAACGGGCUGAAAAUGAAUCCUUACAAAGUAUUCUAUUCCAGACGCUGUUUCAUGUUCCCAGCCAAACAGAGCUGGAUCCAUAGAAAUUGGAACGACGAAGUCAAUUUUUUGGACCGCUUUUUCUGGCACGGUAAGAACUAUCUGGUCGGCCGUCUCGACCAGGCAAACCACUGGAAUUUGUACGUUACAGACAGCAACCAGGACUUGAAAACCCGAGAACUUUCGGACGAAACGGAUGAAGACGAGACGUUGGAGAUCCUCAUGACGGGCCUAAAACCCAACAAAGCACAACAGUUUGUCAUAGGCAAUCGCGAAGAUCGUCCACCACAAUCCGAGGAGCCAGAGAAAGACCCGGGUCACGUGCUCGGAGCCGAGAUCACCCGGACCACCAAGUUGGAUCGCGUUUACGACUGUGGUGGUGGUGAUAGUGACCAGCAGCAGCAGCAGUCACGGAAUCUUUCGCUUCGCGAGGACUCCUUUGCGUUCUCGCCUUGUGGUUACUCGUCUAACGUAAUUGUCGACGGACAAUACUACUACACUUUACAUGUGACCCCAGAAGAUGGCUGGUCGUAUGCCUCUUUCGAGAGCAACGUUCCUGCAAACCUCAUCAGCCAAGGAAGACAAGACCAGGUAAACGUGAUCAGACACGUCCUGGACACUUUCCAACCCAGUGAAUUUUGCUUAACGUUUUUCGCUCGCGACACCGCGAACGAGAAUUUUUACAAACUCGUCAAACUAUGCGACAACAUUCCUAACUAUGUCAAGAAAGACAAGAUCAUCUAUGAUUUAGACGAAUACCAAUUGCUUUAUCUCAGAUUCUCAGCUCGUCCGCUUGUAUAG